GAGGCAGCCUCGGACGGAUGUAAUGCUAAGGUGGGUCUUCCACCCCUUCUGACCUCGGACGGCCAAUGGAAAGCCGCUGAUCCAUCAGACUCCGCCUCCCAGUCGCUGAUUGACGUGUAGUUUAUGGUUCCCUGGGAGAGGGUUGACCUACUGAAAGACGGUUUAACGGACGGAGCGCGAGCGGACGAUUUGAACUCAGUGGAAUUCGAGCGGGAUGCGAUGGUGGACAGGCGGCGUGUAUUUGAGCAAAAGGUGUUGAAGAAACUAUAUUCUUCACCACCUCCUGAAGGGAAAAUACCGGAAGCCCUGACAACAACCUUUAGGGCAGAAAAAGAACAGGAGAAGGAAAGAAGCAAAAGUACUGGUGAUUCAAAAGGCAAUGCACAAAUUAGGCCCGUAAACAAGAAAGUCUACACAGUGAGCCUGCCGCCUUCUGGGAAUGAAGUGUGCUCAACUAGAUUAAAUGAACAACAUGAAUCUCAAGAUUCAAGUGAAGAAUCGGAAGCAUCAAAAAAGAAAUACUUGUUUGAAAAUGUUUAUUCCACUACGAGCUAUGAUACCUGGAUACAUCAGACUGCUGCAGAGUCGAUCUGCUGGCAAAAUGACGCUGAACAAUACAGACACAUGGAUGCAUGGGACAGCUCUAUUUCUCGGCGUGUUAGGUUUCAGCAUGUCCUACUAUAGUGCACGACAAAUGCAACUUCAGCAGAAAUCGUUAACUAACUUUAAAACAUCUACCUGAUAAAGAAGUGGAUACAGAAUAUUCACUGUCAGGCCAUGAAAGUGAGAUUGUAUUUGAUGGUAAAUGUUGUCAGAUCACGUCCUGGAUUACGCCUGCUGUCUUAAAGUUUUAAAAUCCAAUAAGCUUCGCUAUCAUUACAAUUGCACUAAUGAUUUGUUGUGGUAAAGGCAAUCGGCCUUUAACUAAUGCAGACUGUUAAAUUUUGAAACUUUGUGCAUAGAAAUUUGAAUCUGAAGCUAAGUCUAAGCCAUAUUGUAAUUAAUUAUGCAAAAUAGAGACUGCUGUCAUUCACUAUGAUGGCUGUGUGCAGAGAUAUAUUCAAAGUGAUUCCAUGUAACUAGCCACAAAAUUUUGCAGAAGUUAAAAACUAUUUUUACCAUUAACUUCUGAAAAGGUGGCUGACAUAGUAGGCCAAAUGCAACAUAAGAAUGGAAGGAGCAAAUAUAGGCCAUUUGGUCUUCUGUGCCUACUCUGUUAUUCAGUAAGAUAAUAGCUGAUCUUCUACCUCAACUCCACCUUGCUGCUUGAUUACAAAACACCUAAAAAUCCAUCAAUCUCUGACUUAAAAGUAUUUGAUGAUGGAAUAUUUAUAGCCCUCAGGUUUAGAGGAUUCCAAAUAUCCACAGUCCUUUGAGUGAAGAAAUUUCUUCUCAUUUCAAUCCUUACUGCCUAAACCCUCCUUGUGAGGCUGUGAUUCCUAGCUCUAGACAGGAAAGACAGCCUCCCUAGCAGCUAUCCUGUCAAGUCUCUUGAGAACUGCAUAUCUUUCAGUGAGAUAACUUCUCGUUCAUUUAAAUUUCAGGCAAUAGGCUUAAUCCUCUGAAGUUCUCCUCAUAGGAGAAUCUCUGUAUCCCAAGAGUCAAUCUACUGAUCCUUUGGUACCUUCCUUUGAAGAGAAGUGUCUUCUUCUUUUGGUAUAGAAACCAAAAGUGUUCUCAGCAUUGCACUUGUAAUUUCCCUAAGGUCCUCUAUAAUUGCAGCAAGACUUAUUUGGUCUUACUUCAAAAGCUAUGUAAGAAAAGCUUAUAUUCCACUUGUCCUCCCCUAAUUUUGUAUUGUUGACUGUGCUUGUUAACUUCCUGUGAAUUGUAUGUAUGCAAAUGCCUUUUGAAAACCAACAUCUCCCAAACUCUUAGCAUUUAAAAAAUAUUUUGAUUUUCUAUCUUUGUUACCAAAAUGAAGAAAUACCACUGGUUUCAAAUUAUGAUCCAUGAGGAAAAAUUUUGUUGACUCACCCAUCCAUAUCCCUUUGUAACUGGUCUGCAUCCUCCUCAGACCUUACUUUCUGAUCAAAGUUUAUAUUAUCAGCAAGCAUGGACACACUACAUAUUGUUGAUGUAAAUUAUAAAUAGGCAAGCCCCAAGCACAGAUCCUUGCAGUACCACAAUGCAAUUUGUUAGUGUAAAAUGUCCCAUUUAUUCAGAUUGUCUGGUUUAUGUUGGUUAACCAAUCUUCAAUGCACACAACAAAUUGCCCUCAAUCCUCCAAGCCAUGUUUUCUCUCUCUCUUCUUGAAUAACAAAUUUGUGUUUGCUGUUUCCAAUUCCUAGAGAUUAUUGUAAAAGAUAGGGGAUUAAAAUGCUUCUUCUAAUUUUGUAGCCAUCUCAUUUAGGACCCUAUGACAUAAACCAUCAGAUCCAAGGGAUUUGUUAGCUUUUAGCUCCAUUAAUUUGCCCAGUACAGUAUGUGUACUAAAACAUUUUUUUAAAAGUUCCUCAAUCUCACUAAUCUCUUAGUCCCUCAUUAUUUCUA
Messenger RNA from Hemiscyllium ocellatum (epaulette shark), 2493 nucleotides. Its product is annotated as glutamate-rich protein 1. NCBI's taxonomy places the organism in Eukaryota, Metazoa, Chordata, Chondrichthyes, Orectolobiformes, Hemiscylliidae. The record is from RefSeq and is a predicted model, not a curated record. The coding region runs from base 124 to 684 and encodes 186 amino acids. The transcript is spliced from 5 exons.